GUGGAGCUCACUGCUUGCCAUCAGUCAGCUCGUAGAAGGCAAGCAAGCAAGUGAACACAACUCAACCGUUGAGAAAAGCGCAAAAGCAAACUUCAAGAGAAAGAUUCAGUUUAUCACAGUUCAGUGCUAAAAACCCAGUGUAGAAGUGAACAAUCAGAAAACAUCAUGGUUCUGAUUCCGACAAUCCUGUUCAGUGAUAUGUGGGAUGGCCGCAUGGACAGUCCUCUCCGAUCAUCGCAAGUCCCAUUCAAACAAUUUGGCAGAGAUCCGUUUUCCGGCGGGAUCUUGGUGACUUUCGACAAUAGCCCGGAAUCAUGUGACCGGAAGCCAUGCUGCCGCCGUCCAAGUCAGCAGCGCAAAAAUGAAGAAAUGAAGCCAAAAGUUGCGGAGAAACCAGCCGAAGAUUUCCAAAUCAGUUUGGAUGUCCAGGACUUUCUGCCCGAAGAUAUAUCGGUGAAGGCAACCAAACAGUUCGUCAUUGUCGAAGCAAAGCACGAGGAUAAGGACGCUGAACAUGGUUACGUUUUCAACCACUUCGUGAGGCGAUACCAACUUCCUGAGGGGCACGAUAAUGAACGAUUAGAAUCAACACUUUCUUCGGAUGGAGUACUGACGAUUAGGGCACCUGUGUUAGCGCUCCCCGAACCGGACAAAGAACGUACGGUGGUGAUAAAUCAGGAAAAGGCAUCGAUACCAAGCGAGAAAUCAGAAGAAUCUAAGGAGAAAGAGAAUUUUACUUUAGAGGAUCUAGAUGAGUAAAUAAGUUAAUAUUGCAUUUAGCCUAACCAAUAUUUCUAGUCUAGGUAGGAAUAUUUCACUGGUAGCUAUUUACAAUGUACAAAUUAUUUAUUUAUUCAUAGACUGAAAAUAAACAAUUGAUUUUUUUGUAUCCUAAUA
Messenger RNA from Aedes albopictus (Asian tiger mosquito), 897 nucleotides. RefSeq names its product protein lethal(2)essential for life-like. The transcript has a single exon. Lineage: Eukaryota; Metazoa; Arthropoda; Insecta; Diptera; Culicidae. The coding region runs from base 166 to 759 and encodes 197 amino acids. Gene Ontology annotation, biological process: response to heat; protein refolding. Gene Ontology annotation, cellular component: cytoplasm; nucleus. The record is from RefSeq and is a predicted model, not a curated record.